This is a messenger RNA of Microtus ochrogaster (prairie vole), 2312 nucleotides long. It is a transcript of the gene Lrp3, whose product is annotated as LDL receptor related protein 3. The record is from RefSeq and is a predicted model, not a curated record. Gene Ontology annotation, molecular function: protein binding. Gene Ontology annotation, cellular component: plasma membrane. Lineage: Eukaryota; Metazoa; Chordata; Mammalia; Rodentia; Cricetidae.
GCCGCGGGGCCGGAGGGGGCGCCGGGCGCCAGGGCGCCGCUCGCAGUCGUCUGCCUGGUGAAUCUCUUUUUUACUGGGAGGCUCAGCAGUGCAGUCCCUGCCUUAGCCGCCUGCAGUGGGAAGCUGGAACAGCACACUGAACGGCGAGGGGUCAUCUACAGCCCAGCCUGGCCCCUCAACUACCCACCGGGCACCAACUGCAGCUGGUACAUUCAGGGUGACCGUGGUGAUAUGAUCACCAUCAGUUUCCGCAACUUUGAUGUGGAGGAAUCUCACCAAUGCUCCCUGGACUGGCUGCUGCUGGGCCCGGCAGCUCCACCUCGCCAGGAGGCCUUUCGCCUCUGUGGCUCAGCCAUCCCGCCCGCCUUCAUCUCUGCCCGUGACCAUGUCUGGAUCUUCUUCCACUCAGACGCCUCCAGCUCCGGCCAGGCCCAGGGCUUCCGCCUCUCCUAUAUCCGAGGGAAACUGGGCCAGACAUCCUGCCAGACAGACGAGUUCCGCUGUGACAAUGGCAAGUGCCUGCCUGGGCCUUGGCAGUGCAACAUGGUGGAUGAGUGUGGAGAUGGCUCGGACGAGGGUAACUGCUCGGCGCCUGCCUCAGAGCCACCAGGCAGCUUGUGCCCCGGGGGGACCUUCCCAUGCAGCGGAGCCCGCUCCACACGCUGCCUUCCAGUGGAGAGGCGCUGUGACGGCACACAGGACUGUGGCGAUGGCUCUGAUGAGGCUGGCUGCCCCGACCUAGCAUGUGGCCGGCGGCUGGGCAGCUUUUAUGGUUCCUUCGCCUCCCCAGACCUGUUUGGUGCUGCCCGUGGGCCUUCGGACCUUCACUGCACGUGGCUGGUGGACACCCAGGACCCUCGGCGCGUGCUGCUGCAGCUGGAGCUACGGCUGGGCUACGAUGACUACGUCCAAGUGUAUGAAGGCCUGGGCGAGCGUGGCGAUCGUCUACUGCAAACGUUGUCCUACCGCAGCAACCACCGGCCCGUGAGCCUCGAGGCGGCACAGGGCCGCCUCACGGUGGCCUACCAUGCUCGUGCCCGCAGUGCUGGUCAUGGCUUUAAUGCCACAUACCAGGUGAAGGGCUACUGCCUUCCGUGGGAGCAGCCAUGUGGGGGCAGCAGCGAGGGAGAUGACAGCAGCACCGGGGAGCAGGGCUGCUUCUCAGAGCCACAGCGCUGCGAUGGCUGGUGGCACUGUGCCAGUGGCCGGGAUGAACAGGGCUGCCCUGCAUGCCCUCCGGACCAGUAUCCCUGCGAGGGUGGCAGCGGCCUGUGCUAUGCGCCCGCUGAUCGUUGCAACAACCAGAAAAGCUGCCCCGAUGGCGCCGAUGAGAAGAACUGCUUUUCCUGCCAGCCGGGCACCUUCCACUGUGGUACCAAUCUGUGUAUCUUUGAGACGUGGCGCUGUGAUGGCCAGGAGGACUGCCAAGAUGGCAGCGAUGAGCAUGGCUGCCUCGCCGCUGUGCCCCGCAAGGUCAUCACCGCUGCUCUCAUUGGCAGCCUGGUGUGUGGACUGCUGCUUGUCAUCGCCCUAGGCUGUGCCUUCAAACUCUACUCCCUGCGCACGCAGGAGUACAGGGCCUUUGAGACCCAAAUGACACGGUUAGAGGCAGAGUUUGUGCGGCGGGAGGCCCCCCCAUCCUACGGCCAGCUCAUCGCGCAGGGCCUCAUCCCACCCGUCGAGGAUUUUCCUGUCUACAGUGCAUCCCAGGCUUCAGUGCUACAGAACCUUCGCACAGCCAUGCGUCGACAGAUGCGCCGGCAUGCCUCCCGCAGGGGGCCAUCCCGCCGCAGGCUCGGCCGCCUCUGGAACAGGCUCUUCCAUCGCCCACGGGCACCUCGAGGCCAGAUCCCACUGCUGACGGCUGCGCGAACCUCACAGACCGUGCUGGGUGAUGGGCUCCUCCAGGCGGCACCAGGGACUGCCCCAGAUCCCCCAGCGCCCCAUACAGACACAGGCAGCACCAGGGAAGCUGGAGGUGGGCCUCCCAGUGGCCCUGGCCAUGUACCAGAAGUGGGGCCUUCAGUGCCACCCCCACCCUUGAACCCGCGAGACCCAGAGUACAGGCCAGAGGACAAGGAGAGAAAAGCCUGUGAGGACCCUCCGGAAGACAGCCCAGCCCCUGUGGACACGCCUCCAGAGCCCUGCUUGGCCCAAGACCCCUACCCCCAGACUCCCACUGCCAGCAGCACCCAAGAUCCCCACUCGCCAGAGUCAUCGGGGGUCUGCAGGAGCCCCCCGCCAACCUGCUCCCCAAUAUUGGAGGCUAGUGACGACGAGGCCCUGCUGGUCUGCUGACCCAUUGGACAUGC